AGGUCGUCGUGACGGACGCAGAUCAUGGGCAAAAACAGCGAAAAGGCAAUGGCGGCUGCCCGUUGGAUGGCCAAUGAGCCCGUCGUGUGAAAACUCUUGAAAAAAUGUGAUCUACACGUCCCGACCGAUGGAUGUAAAUUUGAGGUGUGGCCUGAAGGCAGGGGAAUAAUAUUGCCUGCAAAGGUAAACAUGGCACACAGUAUGUGCAGGCAAUGGCAGUCGAAUGGAUUUGUCAUCGAAUCGAUUAGAUAAUGAAUGGUGAUCAUUGGCAAAUUAAGUAGACAGAUUAUACAGCAGCAGGCAGGAAGGAGUAAAUGAGCUAGUGCAUCUGAGUAAUGAGCGAGACUCGGCAUCCUAUUCGCUCGGUCUCGGACUUAUACGCAGCCGACGAAAUAGAGGUGCUUCUCCUAGAAGAGAUACGCGAUCUGGAACCACCACCUGCCAUAUAUUCUAAACCCGAAGACAUACAAGACUUCGAGAUUGGCAGCAGGACAGGGGGGCGAAUCAGCUCCCAAUCAUCGGAGCUGGAUUCGCCAGGAGUCCACUCGACAGUCCAUUCCUGGGAUUCACAUGCCAACUAUCAUGGUCACUAUGGUAAUAGUGACCAUAGGGGUGGCUCUUCAUCCAAUGCUCUGCAUUGGUCCCAUGCUAGUCACGUGGUUAUUUACUGCGACAUACAGGGACACCUUAAAACGCCUACGGGCGUCGUUAGACUUUUGUUACUUAUAUCUUCUGCAGCUUGUUUGGCAACUUUAUACAGUUCUGGCACUGCCAAGGUCAGCCUUUUUAUGCUGCCUUUAGCAGAUCGUUUACGGUUCAUGAGCUUUGUAGCUGUUUUCUGUAUCUUGGUUAUUGCAGUUCUUCUCUUCCUUGAUAUUUCGCACGUUAUUUACAUCCUUCCUUUAAAUUGGGCCAGGGUGAAUGGUAUAGUAUUCACCGGCAUAGGCUUGUCGUUUGUCGCGAGUAGCACGUUACUAGCAUGUACAGUAUGGGAAUACUACGGCGGAGAUUGGGUACCAAAGCGCACACGUUUCCAAUUAUCUGCUGCGGCAGCAGUGGGCCUUUCAUGUGCUCUCUUAGCAUUUUUACUUUGCUGGAUACAUUGUCGAAGCGGCUCGAGCUGCAAAGGCCAAGAUUCUCGUAGCCACACACCGACACAGCUCUACAAACCCGUUGACAAUUCUUCCUCCUCCGGGGUCACUUUGAAGGAACGCAGCCCCAAGCGAUCCGCCUCGUGGGCCGUGAAAAAUCAGCAAUCGAAGAAGCGCAACGUGGACAGUGACACGAACACGAGUAACGGUGGUCACCGUGGUAGCAAUCACGAGAAAUUUAAGCAGGGCGCCAAUAGAAAGGACCAUUGGGCCUCGGCGAAGCAACAUAUUUUAGAUACACACACAAAUAACGAGGAUGCUCAGCGGGAGGAGACGGAGAUCGAGAGGAGGCGGAGACGACGGAAACGGGAGGGUGACAGUAGCUCAACUGGCGAUGGGAAUCCACCCAGUAAUAGUAAAGACGACGCUAGCGUCAGCGUGGAGGAGGCCAAGACUAGGCGGGUACCGCGGAAAUUACCUCUGCAAUCGACAGUGGAGCAACCUCGCUCGUGGUCCGAGGCCGAACGUAGGAAUAGUGGCACUAUGCAAAUGCGAAGUAAAACUAGGCAAGUGCCGGUGAAUAACGAUGCACAGAAUUGUUGUGUCGACAUGAACGAGUCCCUCAAUACGUCUAUCAAUCAAGUGACUCGUAACGGUCUGCGAAACUGGGAGACGGAAUGUACGUCUAGCAGUGUCCUAGAAGAGAUUACUGACGUAAAUGUGGUUGUUCGUAACGCCAUGUGGUCAGGACAGUGGCGCCCACCACCAGAUGAUGUUCAACCUUGCUCUAGUAAAACUAUUGAUCCUUACAGCUUUGCCUGAUCGUCCUGUGAAAUACGAAGUACGCACGUUAGGUAAAUCGAUGAAUUUGUUCAAGUCCGAGCAGUUUCUGUGAAUAAUUUUGCGUGUAUUUGUGUGUGCGCCUGUCUGUACAUGUGCCUGUGCGUAUGUGUGUGUGUAUGCGUGUAAUGUACGGGAAAUUUUUUAUAAGACAAGUACAUAUAUUGUACGUAGUACUGUAGCAAGUACUGUAUACUUUACGUUGAACGUUUUUUCUCUUCAUUACAUAAAUUACCGCAAUCAGAGUUGAAGUGUUACUUGUUACAUAAUUGAAGUCGUUACCUCUCUCUUAUUUGCGUACGAGCUUGCCUGAUUUCAACAACGUACCUUGUACUUUACGCGAAACAAAAUGCACAGUGACUGAAAUAGAGGGUUUGAUUCCUACAUACUCUUGAUUUUGACAUACGUUUUCAACUGUGCAUGAAACCGAAUGUGAUUUAAGCGUAAGAAACAUAGAUUGUUACACCCCACCCACAUGCAAUAGACGAAGAAGAGACCAGAGCCCAAAUUAACUGUCGGGUUUGCCGUUAUCGAAUUUUUGCAGGAUGAAAAAUCGCGUCGAGAGAUUUAUAAUCCUGCAUAACGUUAUUGCUGCCUUGUACAUUUCGCUGCCAAGAGGAUAGAUUUUCUUUACUUGUUUAGGCCCUGAUGUUUUGCAUCACACGAAACCAGACUGCCCAACUUUGAUAAGCAAAUAAUGUCACUUCAUUCCAAUCAUGUACCAAAUAAUCUAAGUGAAUUUUAACAUGGAUUUUCUAUAAGUAUAAGACCACUAUAUAGCACGUAACACCGAUAUAUAUAUUUGGCUAAUCAUUCCUAUUGUAUUUUGAUGCCAACAUAUUUUGAGCUCCAUGCAUACUUGAAAGUGUUUACGUAGAAAUCGCUCAUCGUGUAAGAUGAAAGUGUAUAUAUUGAAACCUUGAAAGGGUAUAUGCAUAUAAUGUGGAAAAAAAUGUGCCGGUAGACUGAUCUCUCUAUCAAUCCUACAUUACGAAAAAUAAGCAAUUGCGACUGUAAUUUGCGGUAUAAUUUCUCUAUUCUCAAGUUCAUGUGUUAUUAGCUCUCUUAAGAUACAAGCAAGAGGCUUCAAGCUCGAUUGGUUAAUUCGACUGUGCUUAUAUAUACAUAUAUAUAUAUAUAACCAAAGAUUAAUUUCAAGAUCUGUAAGAGACUCUUAAAUGUUGUCAUUAUAAGCAAAGUAUGCGCGAAAAACUAAAGUUAAUUAAUUAUUAUAGAACACAUAAGAAUGAUAUUUUUAAUAAAGCUAAUAACUAAGAAAAUAUUUAUACAUGAAAUCAGGAUAAUUUUCUACACAUUCCACAAAUGAAUCUAAUUUUCAUUUCGAUUUUAUUUCUUAUUGUGUUCAAGUUAUAAUCGAAUAGCUUUUUAAUAAUUAGCAGAAUAGCGUUUAAAAUGAUCGUAAUAAUAUUUUACUUUGCAAUGACAAUACCUUUAUAUACAUACUUCACACAAUGGCCUUAUAAAAUUUUAAAUUCUUACGAAAGCACAUUUUGAAAAAAAAUUUUUAACAAUAAUUUCAUAUAGAGAGAAAGAGAACGUACGAAAGAGAGAGAGAGAAAGAGAGAGAGAAAAAUUUUUCAACGAUUUAUGAUAAGAUUUUACAAUUGAUGUCUUUAUUGGAAAAUCGGUUUGGCGUCAGUUAUUUUCCUGUAUGCGUGGAACGAUUAUUCAUUGCAUUAUACUGAUUGGCUCAUAAACUUUGAAGUAUGCUUAUUAUAUUACAACAAUAUUAUUCUUGCAUAAGGAGAGACGGACUUACAAGUAUAAAUUUAAAUGAAUUUAUCGUACGAAACUUUCAAUAUAGAAUUAUUAAGUAACAUUAAUUUAAAAAUUACUAUCAACAUGUAUCAUUGAUUAUUAUUAUAAUAAUGAAAUGUUUAUCAUCGCUUAAAGCAGAAAAUAACAGUUGCUAAUUUUAAUUCAAGCUUUAGGGAGAAAUAGUCCGUCUCUGUUCUUGUAUAGAAACGUACACACCAUUUUUCAACAUUUUACAUAGCUUUAAUAUUAUUAGACGAAUAGAGAGAGGGAGAAAGAGAGAGAGAGAAAGAGAGAGAGAGAGUAUAUAUUAUUUAUUGUUAUAUUAAUUUUUUAUAUAACAAAAAAGUCUAGUCAACUCUAGUCAAACUUUUUUUUGUACAACUAUCUUUUUAAUAAUUUAUUAAAUUGAAAAGUAAGAUAUUUUUUAGUACAUACAUAUCGUGUUAGAAGUACAAUUCAUCCUAGAACUGUGAGCGCUUGUGUUUCUUGAUUAAACACCUAUCUCUUUUAAUAUAUAACAGUGUCACGCACACUUUUUGCAAAUUUCUCAUUUACCUCAUUUCUCUCCUUUUUUUUUUAACAAUCAUCACGAUCGUAAUAAUCGAAUAAAUAUAAAUGUAUAUCUGUUAAUUUUGAUUAUGUAUAGAUUGAUCAUGAGCAAUUAUUUUUUUGUUUUUUGAUACGAUAUCGCGAAUAUAAACGUGAACGAAGGGACAGACACACAUCGCACAUUUGUCGAACUUUCAUGCGUCGACCUUAAAUCAAUUAAUAGCGUAAGAAAAAUGCGUGUUCAUAUAGGUUCAUAAAGAGAGAUAACGUAUAAUACAGCAGCUUCGUUGUUGCAAAUAUCGACGAUGUCUAGUUCACUGUGUUGGGCACAAUAACGAGUAACGUAUAAUUUUCUGUAUAUGGUCCAUUGUUGUAAUAAACACUGGAAAACGUUUGAAAGUGUGAAUAUAUCUUAAAGUAAAUAAUACUUUACAAUAACGAAUUGAACAAAAUAUUACUUGUGGGGCGCAUAAAGCGAUCAGCUUUGAGUGAAUUCAAUACAAACUGUAUAGACACUGCCAGAAAGAAGAAAUAUAAAACUCUUUGACUGUAAUGUAUGUCGAUCAAAUCCAUUUUCUCUCAAUGAUUUUAUAUCUGAGGCUUUGUGAUUCUAUAUGAUUUGCUUUAAUUUGUAAUUUGAAUUCGAAUUUAUCUGUUUAAAACAUCUGCAAGGCAACACACACAUAUUUUGUUGCAAAAUUAUUUUAUAUAUUUUAUAUUUUAUAUAUUAAUAUUAUUUGCGAAGUAUUUUAGAUUCUCAUUUAGAAUUCUUAAACUUUUUAAGAAAUCAAGAAAAGAAUUUAUCGAAUAAUAGCAUCAAUUUUAUCGACAAAUAAAGAACUAUAUAACUAAUAAAGACCUAUCGAUUGAAGUUAUUAUUGCAAUAAACGUCAGGCUUUUAUUUGACUCUAGCUUACUCCGUAAAAAUUAUUUGCUUCAACGAAGUUAAUAAGUAGCAGUAUAUUUGUGAUACAUAGAGCACUGUUUUUUCCAGAAUUUGUAUGAGUAAAUCAUCAUUUAGGCAAUAAAUUUCAAUUACGAUUAAUAGAUGCAUAAUUUCUUUACGUGUUAAGCUCAGUCGACGAUAAUCUGUAGUGAUAGCAUGACAAUCCAAGUCUAUAUACCUGAUAAUUCUCCCACAGGUCGGGCGAGCGCGAAGGGAAUCGACAGGAAACUAUUGUGUAAAGUGUAAGUGUGUGUAAAAUGGAUAUCCUAAAUAUAAUAAAUUGAGAAAUACAAUUCUUAUGAUUUCGACAAUUAGGAACUCAAUUUCACAGAAUAGAUUCCUGCCUAUUCAUCUUAAUCUUCUCUUAGCAGGAUAAUUCAAUUGGCCUAAUCUUGCAUUCGUACGAUAGCCAUGUGACGCACAAGAAUGUUUGUCCCAUUUGAGUAAUGCGGAAUGUGUUUUCAUACUUAUGUAUUUGGUAUUUAUGUAUUUGAGUAUCGAAUAUAAUGUCAUCGUAUUUAUAUAUUUAAUUAUAUAUGUGAGUGUGAAUAAUAUGUGAUGCUGCCAAUACUUAUAGCGAACAUUAAAUACCGUAGCGACUCAUCAAUUGUAGGAUUGUUAGGUGAAUCACGAAUUGAAUGUCAGAAGUCGAAAAAAUGUGGGAUAAAUACAGCUAGACAGAUUAUCAAGGAUAAGACAAGUAUGAAGCGUCUUGAUAAUUUGUCUUGCCGAUAGCAAAUGAUCGGGACAAUAAAUAUGAUGGAUGAGUCGCAUAACACCUAAAUUAGCGUUCCCUAUUCUUUUAAAUGUCAUUUUAUACGUUUAGGAGUAAAUGAGUAUUGUAUACUAUUGACUGAUGAAGUUGUGUGACUGUAAAUGUUACAAUAUAUCACAAAUCACCUAUUCAUUAAAAUGGAUCUUGUGUGACGUUACUCGAACAGAACAGUGUACAUUUGUUAACUAAACACGUUAAAUACGGUUUAAUUCGGUGUAACUAAAUAUAACAUCGUAUUUUGCAUAUUGAAAAAUCAUUGUUACACAGUCCGAAAUACAAAUAAAUUA
Molecule: messenger RNA, 6267 nt
Organism: Ooceraea biroi (clonal raider ant)
Lineage: Eukaryota; Metazoa; Arthropoda; Insecta; Hymenoptera; Formicidae
Source: RefSeq, a predicted model, not a curated record